AUGGCCGUCGACCAAGGCACCCAAACGGGCAUCAUCCUCACCACCUCCCUCGCUGCCUUUAUCUCCGGCUGGCUAUUCGGAGUCUUCACAACCCGUGGCUACCUGAUCUCGCCAGCACUCGCCGAAGAACGUCACCGCAACCUGCACGACCCCGUGGAAAGCGACGAAAGCGACAUUGACGAGGACGACACCAUUCUCGACCAUGCGCCGAACUGGGCCAACGGCGCCGCUGCCGACCGCAAGCAAGGCCUCAGGGCAAACGCCCGCGUGGGAGGCAUGACGGAGCGCCAGACGCUGGAUGCCGAAUCCAACGAGGAGUGUAAGCUUGUCCUGGUGGUGAGGACGGACCUGGGCAUGACCAAGGGCAAAAUGGCCGCUCAAUGCUCCCACGCCACCCUCGCCUGCUACAAGGCCCUCGCCCGCUCCGCCCCCGACAGUGCCGAGCGCAAACUCCUCCAGCGCUGGGAGAAGCGCGGCCAGGCCAAGAUUGCAGUGCAAGUCAAGAGCGAGGCGGAGCUCAUGGACUUGCGGUGGAAGGCUCUCGACGCGGGCCUCACGGCCGAGGUGAUACAGGAUGCCGGCAGGACGCAGAUUGACCCGGGCAGCUUGACCGUCUUGGGCGUUGGGCCUGCGCCGAAGAGUGCCGUGGACAAGAUCACGGGCCAUUUGAAGCUGCUGUGA
Messenger RNA from Metarhizium robertsii ARSEF 23, 681 nucleotides. RefSeq names its product peptidyl-tRNA hydrolase 2. The coding region runs from base 1 to 681 and encodes 226 amino acids. The record is from RefSeq and is a predicted model, not a curated record. Lineage: Eukaryota; Fungi; Ascomycota; Sordariomycetes; Hypocreales; Clavicipitaceae. Gene Ontology annotation, cellular component: mitochondrion; cytosol. Gene Ontology annotation, molecular function: peptidyl-tRNA hydrolase activity. The transcript has 2 exons.